AUGGGAAGACAAAAAGAAAAGUUUUGGCAACAUGCUGAGCAACUUGAUAGUUCACAUUUCAAAUGCAAAUUUUGUGAAAAACAAGUUUAUGGAGGGGUCACUCGAAUCAAGUAUCAUUUAGCUAAGGUUAGUGGUCAUGAUGUUGCCUCUUGUGAGAAAGUAUCAGAUGAUGUCCAAGCAGAAGCUCUUCUUGCUAUUAAUUCUGAAUCAAGUAGCAAAAAGCGGAAGAGUUGUACCAGUGGUGAGAGUAUAGUUGGUUCUUCUCCUUUAGCUAUAACUAAUCAAAGGCAGUCCACAAUGGAGGAAAUGAUCUCUAAGAUGGACAAAUCAACUUGGGAGAAAUCUCUUCGUGAUCUUUUUAUUAAAAAUAACAUUUCUUUCAAUGUUGUUCAAUCGGAUGCUUUCAUCAAUUUUGUGAAGUGCACAGCCCGUUAUGGUCCUAGUGUUCCUAUUCCAAGUUAUGGAACCCUUCGUGGAAGAAUAAUUCCUGAAGCAAGAAAGGACCUUGAAAAAUAUGCUGAAGAAGUAAAAUUUUCUUGGAAGCAAACUGGUUGUACAUUCAUGUCUAAUUCAUGGACUGACUUGAAGAAGCGGUCUUUUCUUAAUGUGAUUGCUUAUUCCCCGGGUGGUGCUCUCUUUUUGAAGUCAGAGGAGUGUUCUCAUGCUAAAUUGACUGCUUCUUAUAUAUUUGAUAUUCUUGACAGAGAGAUUGAAACCCAUGGUAUCAAUCUAAUGUUGAAGGAUAUCUAUGAAAAGGUUUUUUGGGUUCAAGAAAUUUUUGAUGAGGCGAAAAGAAUUAUUGACUACUUGUACAAGUCAAUAAUUGUCUUACAGUUGAUGAGAAGUUUCACAAACAAGGAUCUAAAAUAUCCUUACAAAACUAGAUUUGCUUCAAACUUUUUAAUCCUUCAGUCAAUUGUUGAAGUGGAAGAGAAGCUUAGACUCCUAGUUGCAUCAGCUGAGUGGAGGAGUCUAAGAAAUUCGAGAUCUUUAGAAGCAGAUCGAGUAGUGGACAUUAUUCAAAGGGAGUCGUUUUGGAAUGAUUCAAAAGAGAUUUUGAGAUUUAUGGAACCAAUCAUUCGAGUUCUCCGUUUGGUUGAUGGUGAUGGGGCUACAUCAGGGUAUUUGUAUGAAGCAAUGGAAAGAGCAAGAGAGGUAUUAGAGAAGCUUUAUGAGGAAGACCACCAUGAAAGAUUCAAAAAGAUUCCUCAAAUGAAAGAUGCAACAGAUUUCAUUGGUGAGAUAGUGGUUCCACAUGAGAUGAGAGAAUAUUAUGGACAGCUAACAAUAUACCACAUGAAGUCUAGCACUCUUUUUACUCCCAGUGCCAAGAUGGUGAUGGAAACUAGUCAUCCUUGGGUUUGGUGGCAUAUACAAGGUGAUGCUAUUCCUAUCUUACAGAAGUAUGCCAUUCGAAUAUUGAGCCAACCAUGUAGUUCUUCGGCUUGUGAGAGAAAUUGGAGUGCCUGGGAUGCAGCACAAACCAAAAAGAGGAAUAGAUUAUCAACAACGAUGUUAGAUGAUUUAGUCUAUGUGAGAAUGAAUUCGUUGAUGAUGGAAAAAAGGGGUGAACUUGAACAGAAAAACAUGUUACCCAUUAAUCUUGACAAUAUUAGUGUCAAUGAUUUUGAUCAGCGCAUUGAGGACGUUGAUAAAGAGCUAGAGAGAUUGUUGGAUGAUGUGGAUGAUAGCAUUGCUGAAGACUUGCUAUUUGGUGCAAGUGCUAGUUUUACUGAGAGUGAGACUCAACCCCCAGAUAGUAUAUAA
Messenger RNA from Macadamia integrifolia, 1767 nucleotides. RefSeq lists its product as uncharacterized. The coding region runs from base 1 to 1767 and encodes 588 amino acids. The transcript has 4 exons. The record is from RefSeq and is a predicted model, not a curated record. NCBI's taxonomy places the organism in Eukaryota, Viridiplantae, Streptophyta, Magnoliopsida, Proteales, Proteaceae. Gene Ontology annotation, molecular function: protein dimerization activity; DNA binding.